AGCUAUAUCGAGCUGCUGAAAAAAAAAAAAAAAGAAAGCUAUAUCGAGCUCUUGUUGUUGUCUUUCUAGAAGUCUUUUGUGUCUUGUCUGGAUUAAUUGAUUGUCGGAGAAGAUGAAGAGAAUAUUCGGUGCGAAAAACAACAAAGAGCCUCCACCGUCCAUUCAGGAUGCUUCUGAUCGGAUCAAUAAAAGAGGAGAGUCAGUGGAAGAUAAGGUUAAGAGGCUUGAUGCUGAGCUUUGCAAAUACAAAGACCAGAUCAAAAGGACCAGACCUGGUCCUGCUCAAGAAGCUAUCAAAGCACGAGCUAUGCGAGUUCUCAAACAAAAGAAAAUGUAUGAAGGACAACGUGACAUGCUGUACAAUCAGACUUUCAACCUUGAUCAAGUUUCUUUUGCUGCUGAAGGCCUCAAAGAUGCUCAACAAACUAUGACAGCGUUGAAAUCAGCUAACAAGGAGUUGAAAGGAAUGAUGAAAACCGUCAAGAUCCAGGACAUAGAUAACUUGCAAGAUGAGAUGAUGGACUUAAUGGAUGUGAGCUCUGAAAUUCAAGAUUCACUGGGUAGGAGCUACAAUGUUCCUGAUGACAUUGACGAAGAUGACCUCAUGGGUGAGCUUGAUGCACUUGAAGCUGACAUGGGAAACGAGACUGAAGCAGACGGAGUGCCUUCCUAUCUCCAACCCGACAAGGAACCGGAUCUUGAUGAGGAACUUGACUUACCUCCUCCCCCACCAGGAAGGACAACAACAACAGGAGCUCAACCUGAACGAGCUGCGCAAGUGAGUUUCACUCUCUAGCUCUUAUGUGAAGGCUGAGGAUGAAUGGGGAUUACCUGCGGUGCCACGUGCUUCACUUCGGGGUUAAAUUCACACUUUCUACUUGUGUGCAUACAAGAAUGUUCACCUCCAAGCGUUUGUUUUCACUUGUGAAAGCUACUAAUACGUUUUGUGCAUAACAGUCUCAUAAACCUUGGAUCCUCGAUUUGUUCAUGAGAAGCAGUGAUUUAGUUUUUUUUUUUUCUUUCCAGUCACUUAUGUUUUGUGUUUGGUCCAUUAGUAAACUUUCAAGUAAUGAAAAGGUUAAAUGUUUGGUAUGUACUCAAUGGAAUCUUGUUCUGUUCA
Messenger RNA from Brassica napus (rape), 1120 nucleotides. Its product is annotated as vacuolar protein sorting-associated protein 60.2-like. Gene Ontology annotation, biological process: vesicle budding from membrane; late endosome to vacuole transport via multivesicular body sorting pathway. Gene Ontology annotation, cellular component: multivesicular body. Lineage: Eukaryota; Viridiplantae; Streptophyta; Magnoliopsida; Brassicales; Brassicaceae. Bases 113 to 796 code for a protein of 227 amino acids. The record is from RefSeq and is a predicted model, not a curated record. The transcript has 7 exons.